This is a messenger RNA of Sclerotinia sclerotiorum 1980 UF-70, 1140 nucleotides long. RefSeq lists its product with no specific name. Lineage: Eukaryota; Fungi; Ascomycota; Leotiomycetes; Helotiales; Sclerotiniaceae. The record is from RefSeq and is a predicted model, not a curated record. Bases 1 to 1140 code for a protein of 379 amino acids. The transcript is spliced from 2 exons.
AUGACCUCAGGCUAUCCAUAUUCACCUCAUUACAAUAAUGGAAAUUCGAAUACAGCUCCAAUCGGAAACUCAUUCUCAAAUCACCGUACGCCAUGGAAUAAUGAAUCUUUUGUUGGUAGAACGGAGGCAAAUGAAUCUUUAACCUUACCUCCAAUCAGUCGGACAAAUUCCGGGAAUAGAUUAGAGCUUCCCGGUUUAUCCUCAUCACCACUUUUUAUUCCAGAAACUCGCACACGUCAAGUACAACCAGAACUAUCUUCUCAAACUUACGGUUCAAUGGCAAACACAAAUGCCAAUGCAAUCGCAAACACAACUGCAACUGCGACUGCAUCCACAUCCGCAUCUACAAUACUUUCGAAUCCAGAACGUGGUCGAAGUCAUAUAAAACGACCUCGGAGCGCAUCUCCCUUCGAUCUUCUUUCUUUUGAUCCUUUUGAUGAAAGCAACCGACACCGAUCGCCACCUCCCCUUCUACCAUCUCCAAAUCAAGCGGCUCGACAAAAUUCAAGAACAUCCCCACAACGACCAAGAGAUUCCUCUUUCUACGACGAGGACGCAGAGUCCCUAUCAAACGUUAACUGGGAUUCCUUAUUUCCACAGCCCACCGGCGAUAUUGACGAUCCUUUUGCAUCGCCACCACGAAUGCUUAGUCAAGCAUCCAAUCCUUACGGCGUAGUUGAUCUCACUGAUUCAUCACCAGCUAUGGCUCCUCCAUCAGAAAGACGCAGAGCUCUUUCCGGCACUAGUUUACGUCCAGCUACGCUCACACGAGCAAUAUCACCAAAACGACGAAAGCCAACAACAGGCUCGAGAUCCGCAUCUGCAAAACGUCGCAAGCUUUCACCACAGGAAAUGAAACCGGAGGAUGAUGUCGAAGUAGUUGAUCUUGCCGAGAAUGCAAAUUUACAAGAAUACGAAGCGGCAAAGGCGAAACGGCAGGAAGACUUAAUCAAACAACAAAAUCAGGAUGAAGCAACGAAGCCAGUCAAAUUGGUGGAUUUUCAGUGUAUUAUCUGUAUGGACAACCCUACAGAUUUGACGGUCACACAUUGUGGCCAUCUCUUCUGUUCCGAAUGUCUUCACUCAGCACUACACGCAGGAAAUAAUGGCAGGAAAACAUGUCCUGUUUGUCGACUUUAG